AUGAUAAUCCUUGUGAAAUAUAAAAUAAAGAUCUAUUCUAAUAAAUAUGCCAAUUACUAAAAAUAGAUUAAAAAAGCUCUCUAAAACGGUUUAACAAAUAAACUAAGAAUAAUAAAUAAACAAGAAUACCUAAGUCCUUUAAAUCUUUAAGAAUGUAUAAAUAUAAAAGAUACAUUAUCAAAGUAUUUAUACGAGAAAUUAUUUAAUUGGAUAGUUUAAAAAUUAAACGAGAAUAUAACCCCAACAAAUUAACAAAACGAUAAAUCUUUGGAAGGAGAAAUUGGUCUUUUAGAUAUUUACGGUUUCGAAGUUUUCAAAGAAAACGGUUUCGAAUAGUUUUUUAUUAAUUACACAAACGAGAAACUAUAAUAAUUAUAUAUAUAAUAUGUUUUUAAGUAAGAAGAAUAAAUAUUUAUUAAUGAAGGAUUAAAAGAAUUCAUAUAAUAUUUAAAUUUCACUGAUAAUAAACCAAUUAUUAAUUUACUUGAUUAACCUCCAAAUGGUAUUUUUAAUAUUUUAGAUGAUAUUUGUUAAACGAAAGGUAAUAAUGAAAAAUUUCUAAAUAAAAUAAGGCAAGCAAAUAAAAAUAAUAAACAUUUUAUAACUCCCAAAAUGGCAAGUAAACAUACUUUUACAAUUGUUCAUUCUUCUAAAGGCGUUGAAUAUACAGUAAAUAACUUUACGGAAAAAAAACAAGAUAGUCUAUAAAAUUUAGUUGUUAAUACUUUAGCUCAUUCAACAGAUGCUUUAUUUAAAAUUAUUUUCUAAAUAACUUAGGACGAUUUCUAAUAACAAUAAUAAAAAGGCAAGUCUCUAGGAAGUAAAUUCAGAAAUGAAAUACAAAUACUCAUAAAUUAACUUAUGGUAUGUGAAUGUCAUUUUAUUAGAUGUAUUAAACCUAAUGAUGAGAAAAAAAAAGACCUUUUUAAAACUACUUAUUUAUUAGAUUAAGUUAGAUCUCUGGGAGUAUUAGAAUCUAUUAAAAUUGGAAAAUAAUCAUUUCCAAUAAGAAAAUCUUAUUAAUAAUUUUAUCGUAGAUAUGCUUUUGCUGCUAAAGAUUUUAGGUCUUGGUAAUAAAUGUAAGAAUAAAAUGUUGAUUUUUAUGCACUUUCUAAAGAAUUGUUUUAGAAUAUUUUCAAAGGAACAAAUUAAUCAGGGGAUAUUUUACUUGGAAAAGGAAAAAUUUUUAUGCAAAAUAAAGGACUUCUUGAACUCGAAAAAAUUUAUGAAGAAAAACUUAUAAAUUUAAAUAAAAUUGCUAGAAAAUUUUAAUAGGCUUUUAUAGGUUUUUAUUUAUUUAUUAAGUUAUUUUAUAGAUUAAAAACUAAAAAUAGACAUAAAUAAUUAAAAGAUUGA
Messenger RNA from Ichthyophthirius multifiliis, 1356 nucleotides. RefSeq names its product myosin head, putative. The record is from RefSeq and is a predicted model, not a curated record. Gene Ontology annotation, molecular function: microfilament motor activity; ATP binding; actin filament binding. Lineage: Eukaryota; Ciliophora; Oligohymenophorea; Hymenostomatida. Gene Ontology annotation, biological process: actin filament organization; vesicle transport along actin filament. Gene Ontology annotation, cellular component: actin cytoskeleton; cytoplasm; vesicle. The transcript is spliced from 2 exons.